CGGCCAGAUACCCCGCUCAUUUCCCGUCGUCGUCGGUGACAGCGACGCAGGUCUGCGACUACCAGCGUUGCACGCCCCGCCCAUAGGCCCAGCGGCAUUCCCCUUCUGACGGCCCCUCCCGCUCUUUCUCCGCCACGUUCACUGCUGUUUUCCCAUAUUCAAUAUGUCCACACGAGUUCAGGCCGAAGAACGUUCCCUCGCAAACGGCGGCGGCUCGUGGAAGUCACCAAAGAAACCCUCGUUCCUUUCGUUGCGGCGCGAACAUCGCUCUCCUGAACAUGAGCAGUCUUCCCCUUCGGCCGGAGGCACUCGAUCUCACGCUGAGAAGCCCACGUCCCCCUCCUCGUUCCAUGCCUUUCAAGACGUGUCAAGACCGGUGAUAUCCCGCCCUCAAGACCUCGGGGGACGUCAUCACAACCGGCGACCUUCUAAGCAACCCAGCCUGAGGCACGAACAGAGCUUCCCGAAGAGCAGCCGACCGAGGGAGUGGGAGGAGUGUGACAGGGAGGACGACACGCAAGGGAAUUUCUUCGACUUUCCAAGCGUUGACGAGAGGCCAACGCCCUCGAAGGGUUACGAGAGUACCAACGCGCGCUCGCGGACGCGGUCGGGUCCUACCAAGCGGAGUGCGUACAGUCGUGAUAGCGGUGGGCCAUACCCAUACCCCUUGCGCGACUCGAACUCCUCGACACUCAGCCAUCUCGAGGACGCGCCCCAAACGCCGAUUGACGACCCUUUCCUACGUGACCCCAUCUUCGGCAUCGCUUCCGUCGUAGUCGCUGCACCGAUUGCGGGUGUUGAGACUAUGGACGCUUUGGUGGAUGGGAUGAAUGAGUUUGGGAACGAUGACCAUUUCAUGGGAUUGAGAGGCAUGUCGGGGCGUUCCUCGAAGUUCACCAAAACCGGCUUCCAUCCGCUCUACCAUCCCCCGCUCCCCACGCCUCCUCCUGGAGUAAUUCUCGGCGGUGCUCGGCCGCGCAAGCAUUCCAGUCGAUCUCGCGACUCUGAUGCCGACGAGGACGAAGAGGAGCCGGCACGCACUCGUUCGCCUCCUCCUCGACCCCGGAAGUCGCCCCACCGUACCCCGGUACGCACCGCUUCUUCUACCACGGUGACAAGCAACACCUCCCCCCGUCCUUCGACCAGUCCAUCCGUCACGGAUUUGUCCAAGCAAUUCCCUUCCCCUCACCGGACGGUAGCGCCGUCUAUUUCGGACAUCAUCCGUGCCCAUGCUCCUCUAGAGCAUUCCUCACGCUCCCGCAAAUCGUCUUAUGCGACUAGCCAUGGCCACGAUAGUAUCGCUCCUACGGUUAGCUCCCUCGGAAAGCAUCGUGAGGUCUCGCAAGAACCAGCUGCUCCGCCCGUAGACGAGGAAGGUGACCUUGUCUCGCGCUCGUCAGUAGACACGCUCGCGGAGGAAAUCCAGCGUACCAUACAAGCGGAAAAGCGCUCUUCGGUUGUCCCUCGCACCGUUCACAAAGCACGCUCAUUCCAGCAGCACCAGCAACACACGGCCCCGGAGAUGACACGCACUAUUUCCUCCCCCCGUUCGGACAGUCGCCGAGAGUCCUCUAUCUACUCUUACAACACCACGAUCUCCGACCAGCCGCCCCUCCCUCCUCUCGAUCUGAUGGGGCUCACGAAGGUGCCAGUCAACUCACCUUCGCAGACCAUCGCCCAGUACCUGCGUUCUACUCGCUUAACUACUCUCCUUCGCCUUACUCGGUCCCCGCACGCCUCGCGCGGCAACCCGCUCACUGUGAGUUUGUCCGAUUUGGGGAGUCCCACGGGUUUUCCCGUCAUUGUAUUCUUGGGUUUGGGGUGUGUCCGACAUAUAAUGGGUUUGUACGAUGAGAUGGCGGAGUGUAUGGGAAUCAGGCUCAUCACCAUCGAUCGUUGGGGCCUUGGUCGGACAGAGGUACCGAAAUCGAAGUCAGCGAGAGGCAUCCCGGAAUGGUCCUCUGUCGUGGAGGAGGUGCUAGACCAAUUGGAUAUCGGUCAGUGCAGCGUGAUGGCGCAUUCCGCAGGCGCGCCGUACGCGAUGGCCUUCGCCAAUCGAUAUCCUGAACGGAUUCGGGGUGACGUUUGUCUCCUCGCUCCUUGGGUGGCUGGUGGAGAGGGCGGAGGAUACAAGUGGCUGAAGUACGUCCCGAAUGGCCUACUGAAGACCGCUCAAGCCGCCGAGUGGAAGGUCCAAGCUUGGAUGCUGGGGAAGCCGCCUACCAUUGCGUUCGAAGGCAUUGGCUUCAAUGCGAAGUCGCCCAUUUCCUCGCCUCCAAACUCUGCCUCUUCAUCUACGUCAGCCCUCAAUUCGCCCCCAACAACAGCGUCCACUGUUACGCGAGGCAAGAUGGCGGCAGGUCAACAGGAAGCGGAACCGCGACCCAGUAUCUCGUCUGCAGCAUUUUCCGAAUACGAUGACCUGCGUGACUUCGAAGGGCGCUUCGACAGUCGUAGCACCUUAGGACGUAACAGCUCCAGCUCAUAUCGCAACCGGACCAUUAGCGAUAGCAGGUGUGGCAAUCCGUCGACCGCAACUCGCAAGCCGUCAAAAGGCUUUCUCGGGCGUUUCAAGUCUGGCAACCAAGAAGCGCAGAGCCCCUCCAACGCCAAGUCGAGCAAUGGUCCGGCCAAGAAGCUCAAGGCUCUUCGUUCUAUGGGCUCGCUCAAAGGUCGGUCAAGAGGGAACACACCAAAGAUGUCGGAUCCUCCGGUGCCUACGUCACCGUGGAUCCCUACUCCGACUUUGAGCGACAACGCCGAGAUUGGUCUCGGUCUGGACCAGUUUGACUGGACGGACCCUGCGAUGCUCGAGACGGGCCCCCCUUCUCCAGCGUCGAUGAAGAAACCCCGAGAUCUCCCACGCUUGGACCUCUCCAAGGAUGGCUCAAUGGCGUCUAUAUCGUCUCCUCGCGCAGGUGGCCGUCGCUCCGUCUCUUUCGGCGCGGCUAGCCCCACAUCCCCUUCUCUCUCCUUCCUCCAGUCACCGCAAACGGCCACGAUCAAGACUACACCCACAUCAACCCCUACAUCUACUCAAGGCUUCCAGGCUGCUCUCGGCAAUGCACUCAUUGCUGCAUCCCAUUCAGAGUCGUCAAAAGGUACCCACAGCGACCUACUACAGAUCCUCAACCACGAUCGGUUGCCUAUGGGCUUCUCGUAUCAUGCGUACCCUCACAGCGUCCGAGUGUGGUACGGUGACCGGGACGAGAAGAUUGCCGAACACGCUGUCCGCUGGAUGGAAAACGCUAUGGGGCCCGACAAAUGCCAAGUCAAGGUCGUCAAGGGUGCAGAGCACGCGCUCAUGUACAAGAGUAGCGUUGUCAUUGAAGUUCUAGAACACUUCACUCAGUACUGGCGUGAUUGGGAAUGAGCAUGGAACUUAUCUUAUUUUGUCCCCUUGCACGCGUUUUAUCAGUCUGCUGUCUUUCGAUUCUUCUGUUGUUGGAUUACAUAAAGAUUUCUUCACCUGCAGAUACCUCUUGUCGUUCGCUGUCUCAUCGUUCUCCAACUUCACUGUAUCCUAUAUCAUUGCAUACCCGCUCUUUUGCACGUAGUUAUACGUUACGCGCUACCCCUGACCUAGGACUAAUAGCCAACAUACACACCUUUCACCAUCGCUUCGACCCGUUGGAAUCCCGAGGAUAGGUGGAAUAGUUAUAAUAAACUCAAAGUUUUGGUGUACAACUUCUCUCGUAGUCUCAUCCAGGUCAUCACUACUAGCACUUGCUACUAGCCACUCGCAUCAGUACAGUAAACCUCCAGAAUGUGAAUGUUGACGCCAUCCGUCACCAUUAUCAGACCGCUACUGUUCGCUCGGCCAAUGCCCGAAAUGAACGUAGUGUCAGAAAUACCAGAAAAGCUCAAUACAAAUGCAGAGGGUCCGUGAGUAAUAACGUCCAAGGGUAUCAUUCAUCUGAAGUUGGCGAUGGCGUUCGCGGCGUGCGCGUCAGCCAAGCAGGGCGCGUGGGGCUGCUGGAGUAUGUUGCCCUGAGCGGGCUUCGAGGCGGUAUUGGGGGCAGUCCUAUUCGCGGUGGCGAUUCUGAUGCAGGGUCCCCGAAUGGUCCCUCGUCGAGAGGCAUGUUCGAAGGCACCGUGUCCACGAAGGGAUUCACCGGCCGCAUCGGUGCGAGACCGACUGGGCCAGAGACAAUGGAAACCGGAGCAGCUUCGCGCAUUAACCCGGCGCUGCCUUCUGGGUCCGUCGAAGGUGGCGGUUGGUGAUUGCGGACGAGCAGCCAGGUGAUAGCAGCAAGCAAAGCCAACACAAAGAGCGAAGCGAUGACUGCAACAACGAUGAUCACCGUCUUCGACACGCCAGGAUUCGUCGAGGAACUGUUGUUCGACGACCCGUUCCCUGGCGCACCUGAAGAUGUGCUCGUCGCGCGCCCGGACGAUCCGGUACCAGAUGCUCCAGUACCAGAUGAGCCAGUAUCAGGGCCAGCCGUAGGCUGCGGGCUCUCGGAUCCCGUAGGGCUACCACUGGUGCCAGUGCCAGUCUGCGACCCGGUCCCGGUCGGAGAAGUGCCGCUGGCGCCUGUUGAGGUUGGGUUUUGGGUUUGAGUUUGAAUUCCGCUAGGGCUGUUGCUAUCGGACGUCGAGCUUCCUUGCGAUCCGUCUGAUCUGGUCGUCGUGACGCCGCUAGGUGAGCUCGUGGGCUGCGUCCCUUGACCAGAGCUGGUGGCUCCGGUGCUCGUAGUGGGUGCGCCACCUCCAUUAGAGCCAUCUGUGGUCGUUGUCGCAGCCUGAGAGCCACUCGACGUACCAGUCGAACUUGUGUCUGUGGUGCCGGUAGAAGUUGGUGCAGCAACGGUGCUAUGUGGGCCAUGUGCAGUGACUGUGAUGGUCGGAAUACUGCCUCCAGUAACAGAGGUGCUAGACGUGGUAGUGGUGCUAGGGGACUGACCUCCGUCGACUCCGUCAAUAGUGAGGAUCAACGCGUCGAAGGUGAUCUGACUGGUAUUGUUAAACCGCGCGUCCUCGAGAUUGACCACGGUGAGGACGUGCAGCUGUGUCGGAUCCACAUUCGUGAAGGAGAACAGUAUUUCCGGAGGCUGUGUCCCAUUCUCCGUAUCGUCAUGCGCAUCCACCUCAAGCACAUUUCCACCAGCGUCCUGGCUGGGGUCGCAGUCUAGGCAAGCAAACCACAGAGCCCCGCCGUUGCUCUUGAAUCCCUGAUAGAACACCGCCGAGACGUUUCGAGGCAACUGGACCACCAACUGCUCUCCAUCCUUGUUCGCAAACGCGAACUGGUCCUCCGUCCCCGCCCCCUCGAACUCCGCCAAACUCCAUCCGGCCGAAAACGAUAUCAGUGGGCUGUCGAAGCGGAUCGUAGCAUUCGCUGGCGCGCCGCUGGCGGCAUCCGUGAAUGAAAGCAAGAAGAGGAAAGCAAGAACGAGUUGGACUAGAAAGACAUCAUACACAACGAAGAGGCGAAACAUGGAUAGAAAAAUCGGCGGGAAUGCCCAGCAUCCCGCGCGGGGAGCGAAUUCUCCGCGAAGCUAGAAAGAAAAGAAAAACGGGAGGAGGGGAGAAGGAACAGACG
Messenger RNA from Dichomitus squalens LYAD-421 SS1, 5545 nucleotides. RefSeq lists its product as uncharacterized. The transcript has 8 exons. Bases 164 to 3373 code for a protein of 1069 amino acids. The record is from RefSeq and is a predicted model, not a curated record. Lineage: Eukaryota; Fungi; Basidiomycota; Agaricomycetes; Polyporales; Polyporaceae.